AUGAGGUUUAGCAGUAUGCUCAUCGCCACCGUCUCUACCUUUCUAUUGACUCUCUGCCAACAAACCAUUGGCCGCUUAUUUCCCAUCAACGUGGACCGUUUCCCUAUUUUUCGUCAACGAACAGUAAUCGACGACCAACCAGAAGGCUCGUGCCCUACAAACCCUCCUCUAUCGACGACUGAACGGACCGUCUUCGGCAUUUGGGGAUGCGUUGUCUACGGCUACCCCUCAACUGGCGGGGUUCUCAGAAAAGACGCUGACCUUGUCGAUAUGCUUUUCCUAUCGCUCCCCCGCUCUCAUGUAUCGCAGCGCUCAGCCAGUGCCGACGAAGAAGACAGAUUCUGUAAUCUCCUGCGAGGGACAGGUGCGACGUGGUGGCCGAGUAGGGAGGAUUGGGUCGAGGUGCAGCUUGACGGGAGGGAGAUGACUGAGGAAGAAGCAAAGGUGGUGGAGUUUGGUUGGCCGACGGAUGGAGUGGGCGUAUGGGUGUUGAGGUUUGCGAGUGCCGAACAACUGCCAAGGGAUUUUGGGAGAAUGCGUUUAGCGAUGAAUAUGGAGGAGAAGAUCCAGAUCAUGAGAGAGUAUGGCGCUACCUUUGUUGAAGAUGUCACGCAGGUGGAGGAACUUUAUGAUCGCUAA
Messenger RNA from Aspergillus fischeri NRRL 181, 639 nucleotides. RefSeq lists its product as uncharacterized. The coding region runs from base 1 to 639 and encodes 212 amino acids. The transcript has a single exon. NCBI's taxonomy places the organism in Eukaryota, Fungi, Ascomycota, Eurotiomycetes, Eurotiales, Aspergillaceae. The record is from RefSeq and is a predicted model, not a curated record.